Messenger RNA from Dichomitus squalens LYAD-421 SS1, 1715 nucleotides. RefSeq names its product sure-like protein. Gene Ontology annotation, molecular function: nucleotidase activity. The record is from RefSeq and is a predicted model, not a curated record. NCBI's taxonomy places the organism in Eukaryota, Fungi, Basidiomycota, Agaricomycetes, Polyporales, Polyporaceae. The coding region runs from base 661 to 1629 and encodes 322 amino acids. The transcript is spliced from 9 exons.
CAAGUGACAACGACAGACCUAGACUAGGGCUCGACAUUUAUACGUCCCGCCUGCUGUCGCGCAUAGGCAUGUUACACUCACGUCGCGAAGCCCUACCUAGAUGGCAAACGUGCAAAGAGUAUACCGUCAAGUAGCUCAUUCCUGGUCUUCUUUUAUAUAGAAUCAAUGCAUCCACAAGGCUUCCGUUGGAGCAUUCGCGCCUCCCUAGGAAAACACUCUGCCUAGUGCGGUUGCAAGCUAUUCGUACCUGAGCGACGCAUCUCACGUUACUUGCGAAUCUCCCAGGCGUGUCAUGAAGAAACUGCUGGGAAGCAAUAUGAAGUUGAGAGGCUUAGUCUUCAAGGCCUCGUUUCGCAGCGUGCACUUACCGCCGCUGUCCAGACCCUUCAUCAACCUUACAGCGCGGGCUACGGCAUUGGGUGGUCAACCAGUGCACAAACGUGCAUCCUACCACCGUUCCCUAUUCGCCCGUCAUGGCCUAGGUCCUCUGCCGUCUUAGACAGACCAAAAAACUUCAUGGGAGGAUGCCAAACGUAACGUGAUCAGUGCUGCACCUCACCUAGUACAAAUGGAGCGCGUCAUUAGCCUUUCAACUCGCUGCGGUUCGCCCCCAACCCUCCUGUGUUACGCCCACGCUACGACCACAGACCUCUCUCCAAAAUGUGGAAGCUCUCCGCGCUCCUCCUCGCUUUCGUGUCCUGUGCCGCAGGUCUCAACAUUCUGGUCACGAAUGAUGACAGUUGGGCUUCUGCCAACAUCCGUGCGGCGUUUGACGCGCUGAAGGCAGAUGGGCAUAAUGUCCUUUUGGUUGGGCCAGCGAUUCAGCAAUCUGGUAAGGGAGGCACCUUCGUCCUUCCUACGACAAAUAUCACGCAUCCUGGUGGCGAGUUCGACUCCAUUCCUGCUGGUGCUCCCUUCUUUGGCGCCGACUCGCAGAACGGCGACCUGUUUUACUUCAAUGGAACGCCUUCGGCCACUGUCACGUUCGGAAUCGAUAUCAUUGCUCCCAAAAAGUUUGGCAGCACUCCCAUCGACCUCGUGGUCUCCGGUCCUAAUGAAGGCCAGAACAACGGCCCCUUCUUGUACACACUGAGUGGUACCAUCGGUGCGACCUAUACCGCUGUUGAGCGCGGCAUUCCUGCUAUUGCCUUCUCUGCGGGCAACGGCACCCACCGCUCUUUCACUACCAACACGGGCGAGCCCAACGACCCAGCGAACCUGGCCGCUCAGGUCGUGAAGAAUUUGGUAGCCAUUAUCGCGGCCGGCGUGAAUGCGAGCCAGGAGCGGCUCCUCCCGCUUGGCGUUGGCCUCAAUGUUAACAUCCCAACAUUUGGCCCCGCCAGCAACUGCACCGCGCCUCCGUUCGUCUUCACUCGCUUGACCGGAGGUGCGACCGUCAAUUCGAUUGCCAUAGACAACACCACUGGGUUGCCCGUUGAAGUCGAUCUUGUCGCGACUGGCGUGAACUCCAACAUCAAUGGGGUUCGCGAGGACCCUGGCGAGACUCCGACUAGCGCGGACUGCUUCACUGCCGUCAGCAUUUUCUCUGUUGAUUACGAUGCUCCUGAGCGCAUCGCUCGCCCAAUCCAGCACCGUCUCCGGAACAGCAUCCGUUCGACUCAGUUCUGAAAGGGUUCUAUAGCAUAAUGUUGCGUAUUUUACGAUAAGUAUGACGACGUGUAGGAAGCCUUGGUCAACGGUCACCUGGAUAGGGC